GUUUGUAUGUUAUUAUUCAAAUCAAAAAAUUUAGAAUGUUUAGGAUAGAAGAGAAAAUAAUAAUCUCUCAUCAAAGAAUAUACAAAUAAAAGAAAAAUUGAUGACACAUCAAUUGUAUCAUAAGAACUAUAAUCAGAACCAUUGAAUCUUAAUGAAAUAUUUCAUAAAAUGCUAAGAAAAGGUACUCCUAUUAAUGUUAUUUUUAAUGAAAAAUUUGUUACUAAUUGA
Paramecium sonneborni is the source of this 228-nucleotide messenger RNA. The record is from the annotation of a GenBank genome assembly. NCBI's taxonomy places the organism in Eukaryota, Ciliophora, Oligohymenophorea, Peniculida, Parameciidae.